This is a messenger RNA of Camellia sinensis, 1807 nucleotides long. RefSeq names its product phosphofructokinase 2 (gene PFK2). Gene Ontology annotation, molecular function: 6-phosphofructokinase activity; ATP binding. Gene Ontology annotation, biological process: glycolytic process; fructose 6-phosphate metabolic process. The record is from RefSeq and is a predicted model, not a curated record. NCBI's taxonomy places the organism in Eukaryota, Viridiplantae, Streptophyta, Magnoliopsida, Ericales, Theaceae.
GAUUAUAAUCCAUUUGCCGAGUGCCAGUUCAGUUCAGUUCAGUUCCUUCCCUUCUCUCUCGGCGCUCGCUCGCUCGCUUACUCAUUGACUCUUUCUCUGGGGGAUACGAUCCUGCAAAUUGAAAAUCAAAACAGCCAUGGCCGCCGCCGCCACCGGGCCGCCACAGCAGAGCCUCUCAUUCUCUACGGUACAACAACUCCAGAGUUUGCCCCACCUCUCUGACUACCUCGAAAACCCCAAAACCCUAACCAACCCACUGGACCAUAACCAGUUCUUCCACCCCCCCGACGCCGACGGCUUCUACCUAACCCCGUCGGACGUGGUCCUCCGCCAGAUCGUCUACGAUCUCUCCUCCUCCUCCGACGAGGACAACACCGCACCUUCUCACCACCAAAGCUACCACAGAGCUGGACCACGAAAGCAGAUAUUCUUCGACCCAGAUCACGUGCGAGCCGCCAUCGUCACGUGCGGGGGACUCUGCCCUGGUCUUAACACCGUGAUUAGGGAGCUGGUGGUUGGUCUGUGGGACCUUUACGGCGUGCGGGAGAUCUUCGGGGUGAAAUCAGGGUACCGAGGGUUCUACUCGGGAGGCGAACCGGUACCUCUGAAUCCGAAGCUGGUCCAUAACUGGCACAAGAGAGGUGGGACUGCUCUUGAGACCUCCAGAGGUGGCUUUGAUCUUGAUAAGAUCGUCAACGCCAUCCAACAUCGUGGCUUUAAUCAGAUUUACAUCAUAGGUGGUGAUGGCACAAUGCGUGGGGCUGUGAAGAUAUUCGAUGAGAUUCGUCGACGAAAACUGAAUGUUGGAGUUGUUGGAAUUCCCAAAACCGUUGACAACGAUAUUGGCAUCAUUGACAAAUCCUUUGGAUUUCAGACUGCAGUGGAAAUGGCACAGCAGGCAAUCAAUGCUGCUCAUGUUGAGGCCGAGAGUGCAGUUAAUGGUAUUGGCCUAGUAAAGUUAAUGGGUCGUAGCACGGGGCACAUUGCCCUCCAUGCAACCUUGAGCAGCCGGGAUGUGGAUUGCUGUUUGGUACCCGAAAAUAAUUUUUACUUGGAAGGAAAAGGAGGGCUCUUUGAAUUUCUCCAACAUAGACUAAAACAGAAUGGCCAUGCAGUACUUGUUGUCGCUGAGGGGGCCGGACAAGAUAUGAUACCAAGAACUGAUGCCCAGAAGGAAGAGAGGGAUGAAUCUGGAAACCUCGUGUUCUUAGAUGUUGGUGGGUGGUUGAAGUUGGAGCUUAAGAAGUGGUGGGAUAGGGAUCACCCGGAUGAAUUAUUCACAGUGAAGUACAUAGAUCCGACAUAUAUGAUCCGUGCAGUCCAUGCAAAUGCCACGGACAAUUUAUACUGUACUUUGCUGGCACACUCGGCAAUUCAUGGGAUAAUGGCAGGGUACACUGGAUUUGUCCCAGGUCCCAUUAAUGGCAACUAUGCAUAUAUUCCAGUGGAAGAGGUUUCACAGGCUAAAAAUCCAGUGAACACAAGAGACCAUAAGUGGGCAUGGGUAAGAUCUGUCACCAACCAGCCUGAUUUUUCUACGAGCCAAGGUCUUUGAAUUUCUGGACAUAUAAUAAUUGAAGCUUAUGUCCGUAUUUUGUAUGGCAAUGUCGUGCCAAUAUGUCGGGUCUUCUGGUUGAUUUUUGUAAUUAGCUUCUCAAUGACUAGGAACUUUUGGAUUUUUGUCUCUUAAUCAAAUCUGCGAUUGAGAUUUAUGCAGACUAAGAACUGUGGUUGAUUGAGUGAUAUAUGCAAUUGACCUUCAAAAGAAAAGAAAAGAAAGAAAAGAAAAAUGGCAUUGCUUGGAUAA